AUGUCGACUUACUCUCAAGAUGACGAGCACGAUCCCCAGGCAGAUGAGCUCCGGGAAACGGCCCUGGUCACGCUGGAAACCCUUAUCAGUGCCUGCGGUCCUCAGAUGCAGCCCUACAUGCCUUACGCCGUCAAUGCCGCCCUACGCUACCUGAAAUACGAUCCUAAUGUCGCCGAGAUCGAAGACGAGGAAAUGAGUGGCACCCAGGACGACGGCUCCGAAGAUGACGUAACAGAGGUUCCUGAUCUGGAGGACGAUGAUGAAUUCGAAGACUUCGAGGAAGAAGGAGGAUACAGUGACAUUGAUGACAUGAGCUGGAAAGUUCGCCGAUGUGCUGCUAAAUUGCUGUACAGCGUUAUCGCCACCUACGGUCAUAGCCGCGCGCUAGAUGAAGCCUCCCUGUAUCAACAAAUCUCGCCCGCUCUAAUCGCUCGGUUCAAUAAAGAGAGGGAGGAAAGUGUGAAGCUGGAAGUGAUCUCCACCAUGACUGCUCUCGUUCGGAAGACUGGGGACGGCUCCAUGAUUAUAACCUCCAAUAGCUUCCUUGAGGCUGUGGGUGGCUCAAAGAAUUCCCGAAAACGCAGACGGCAAGACUCCGAUGCAAACAUGAUCGACUUCGAGCCAGGCCUUGGCACCUCCUCCGCUGUCAGCACUCCGAUUGUGACUCCGACCUCCCCCAAGUCUGGCGCUCAGGCAGAGUUGGCCCGCUCUGUGCCUACAAUCGUGCAGAGCAUUGUCAAGAUGUGGAAGCAAGCUUCUGUACCCUUGAAGCAAGCAAUCAUUGCCUUACUCAAAAGCUUGGCUCUUGUUCGCUACGGGGGCUUGACUGAUCAUCUACAACAGAUUGAAGAUCCCAUAGCUGAUGUUCUAAAAUCUUCUAUCUCCAGCAGCUCCUCCGCUUCGCUCGGUGCUUCUGCUAGCACUGGCACUCUUCAGACUGAAACAUUGAGUCUUGUCUCCGCCAUCGCUGAAACACACACGUCGGAUUCUCUUCUGCCUUUCUUGAUUGCUCUGAUUCCUGGCGUCAUUGCUGCUGUCAACGAUCGUAACUACAAAGUCAGCAGUGAGGCACUGGGCGCCGUCGAACAGAUUGUGAAGGCACUUACGCCUCCUCGAGUAGCUAACACGUCCCAGGACCUCGCUACUCAGCUGGAAAGAUUGUACGAUGUGGUACUCGCACGCAUCACUGAUACGAGCGCUGAUUUAGAGGUUCGUCAACGGGCUAUCCAUGUCUUCGGUGUGCUAUUGGCGCGCACUUCUGGUGAAACCGGUGCUACAUUCGUCUCACUUGACCGUCGUUCUAAAGGCCUUACAAUUCUGGUUGAUCGCCUGCGAAACGAGACCACCCGCCUUGCAGCAGUUCGUGCUGUCGAUGAUGUUGCUGUUCUCUGCACUCGUGACGCGGAUGUCAGUGCCUCUUGGGUGAGCGAAGUCACAGCAGAGCUUGGAGCACAGCUUCGAAAGUCAGAUCGUGUUCUUCGGGGAGCCAGCUUGGAGGCUCUGCGCAGCCUUGCUAUGAAUCCUCACACAAAGGACCAUUAUGAACCCAACACCAUGAAGGAGCUGGAGGACUGCCUUCUGCCACUUAUAAGCGCCGAGGACUUUCAUUUCCUCUCUCCCUCGCUUAUUAUCCUUGGGAAGCUUAUACCUGGUAAUGCUUCGCUUCUAGUUAAUGACAAUCUGGUUGCUGCACUCUGCUCUGUUGUCCUUUCGCCUCUCGUUGGAACAGUACUGAAAGCCAUGCUCUUGGUAGUCAAGGUUAUCGGAGAGGAGGGAGCUGGAGCGGGAUUGAUGAAGAAGCUGUUGCGCGAUGUCGGUAUCAACGGUGACACAUCCGUGGUUGGGCGAGCGAUUGGGACGCUCCUCGUUCAUGGCGGGCCUAAUUUGGGUGUCAAGAUGGAGGAUUUCAUGACCGAACUGCAGACCGCGCCGGAUGCUCAGCGGAAAUGCCUUGCCCUCGCUAUCCUUGGCGAGAUCGGUCUUCGAAUGGGCGCCAGCUGUUCGCUAACUCCGCAGCUUUUCAUUGCCCAUUUCAACUCCAAGUCCGAUAAGGUUCGUUUGGCUGCAGCCGCAGCUCUUGGGAACGCGGCGGCGGGCAAUGUCAAAGCAUACUUGCCUACCAUUCUCAGUGGUCUGAAAAAGGACGAUCCGCAAAGCUACUUGUUACUUCACUCUGUGAAGGAACUGUUACAGCAUCCCGAAAUUGUCAGACCCGAUCUAGCUCCUGCCGCGGCCAAACUUUGGCAAGCACUCCUUCUUGUCUCCGAAGUAGAAGACAACCGUGCUGUUGGCGCGGAAUGUGUUGGUCGUCUGGCCCUGAUUGACCCGGUUGCCUACAUCCCUCAUUUCCAGGAUCACCUCUCCAACGCGGAUGCGAGUAUUCGCGGUGUUGUUAUUUCUGCCUUCCGUUACACACUCUCUGACUCCAGAGAUACAUACAACGACGUCCUUAGACCCAUCAUCGUUCCCCUCCUCGUCAACAUGCUCAGUGACAAAGACCUGGGCAAUCAUCGUCUCGCACUGACGACUCUUAAUUCCGCCAUUCACAACAAGAUGGACAUCCUCGUGCCCCACCUUAAUGAACUCCUUCCCGCCGUCUUCGACGACGCCAAGCUCAGACCUGAGCUCAUCCGUGAAGUCCAAAUGGGGCCUUUCAAGCAUCGCGUCGACGAUGGCCUAGAACUCCGCAAGUCCGCUUACGAGACCCUUUACGCGUCCCUCGACACAACCUUCACCCUCCAACACAUGGGCCAAUUCUUCGACCGCAUCCUCGCGGGUAUCGACGAUGAACAGGACAUCCGCACCAUUUCGAACUUGAUGACCUCCAAGCUUGUCCACAUCGCGCCCGAAGAGACCCAGCGCCACCUCGAUGCGCUCUCGGAGCGGUUCACUGCCAUUCUCUCCUUCAAGCCCAAGGAGAAUGCCGUCAAGCAGGAACUCGAGAAGGCGCAGGAGGCCUCGUUAGGUGUUCUGAAGAUCAGCCGGGAGCUGAUCAAGGCUUUCCCUAGCGCUGAAACCUCUGCGGACCACCACAAGUGGAAGGCUUAUGUAGAGUGGAUCCGGAAGACCUUCACCUCCCAAAUGAAGACUCUGGAGGCGGAAUUAUGA
Molecule: messenger RNA, 3108 nt
Organism: Aspergillus saccharolyticus JOP 1030-1
Lineage: Eukaryota; Fungi; Ascomycota; Eurotiomycetes; Eurotiales; Aspergillaceae
Gene: canA
Product: putative cullin binding protein CanA
Exons: 3
Coding region: 1-3108 (1035 amino acids)
Biological process (GO): protein ubiquitination; SCF complex assembly
Cellular component (GO): nucleus
Source: RefSeq, a predicted model, not a curated record